CGCCCGCCCCUCCCCCAGGCCCCCGCACCCGCGCCGCCCCCUCCCCUCCUGGCGAGAGUCGGCGGCUGUGGCUGCGGCGGCGGCUGCAGAGAUUGGAAUCCGCCUGCCGGGCUUGGCGAAGGAGAAGGGAGGAGGCAGGAGUGAGGAGGGAGGAGGGCCAAGGGCGGGCAGGAAGGCUUAGGCUCGGCGCGUCCGUCCGCGCGCGGCGAAGAUCGCACGGCCCGAUCGAGGGGCGACCAGGUCGGGGCCGCUGCACGCCGAGGGCGGAGGCCGAGCCGGGCCCCGCUUCGCCCCGGCGGCUCGCCGCGCCCACCAAGCUCCGCGCCGAGGGCUAGAGGAUGCGUUCCCCGGGGUCCGGGUGCCACAGAUUGGCACUCCCCUCGGAAUUGCCACCCCUUCACGGAGCCAGAGCAGGAGGGAUACGGAGGGAAAGGGCCCUUUCCCAACUUCAGACUGAGCACCCAGAAGUCGACCUGGGACUGCUGUUUUGUUUCUAGGAAACUAGAAACCUUGGCAGAAUUGAAAUUUCACUUAUGAAAAUAUGCAUCAGUUUAAUACUGUCUUGGAAUUCAUGAGAUGGAAGCAUAGGUCAAAGCUGUUUGGAGAAAAUCGGAAGUACAGUUUUAUCUAGCCACAUCUUGGAGGAGUCGCAAGAAAGCAGUGGGAGUUGAAGUCAUUGUCAAGUGCUUGCAAUCUUUUACAAGAAGAUCACUGAAUGAUAGUCAUUUAAAUUGGUGAAGUAGCAAGACCAAUUAUUGAAGGUGACAGUACACAGGAAACAUUACAAUUGAACAAUGACUCAGCUAUACAUUUAUAUCAGAUUAUUGGGAGCCUAUUUGUUCAUCAUUUCUCGUGUUCAAGGACAGAAUCUGGACAGUAUGCUCCAUGGCACUGGGAUGAAAUCAGACUCCGACCAGAAAAAGUCAGAAAAUGGAGUAACCUUAGCACCAGAGGAUACCUUGCCUUUUUUAAAGUGCUAUUGCUCAGGGCACUGCCCGGAUGAUGCUAUUAAUAACACAUGCAUAACUAAUGGACAUUGCUUUGCCAUCAUAGAAGAAGAUGACCAGGGAGAAACCACAUUAGCUUCAGGGUGUAUGAAAUAUGAAGGAUCUGAUUUUCAGUGCAAAGAUUCUCCAAAAGCCCAGCUACGCCGGACAAUAGAAUGUUGUCGGACCAAUUUAUGUAACCAGUAUUUGCAACCCACACUGCCCCCUGUUGUCAUAGGUCCGUUUUUUGAUGGCAGCAUUCGAUGGCUGGUUUUGCUCAUUUCUAUGGCUGUCUGCAUAAUUGCUAUGAUCAUCUUCUCCAGCUGCUUUUGUUACAAGCAUUAUUGCAAGAGCAUCUCAAGCAGACGUCGUUACAAUCGUGAUUUGGAACAGGAUGAAGCAUUUAUUCCAGUUGGAGAAUCACUAAAAGACCUUAUUGACCAGUCACAAAGUUCUGGUAGUGGGUCUGGACUACCUUUAUUGGUUCAGCGAACUAUUGCCAAACAGAUUCAGAUGGUCCGGCAAGUUGGUAAAGGCCGAUAUGGAGAAGUAUGGAUGGGUAAAUGGCGUGGCGAAAAAGUGGCAGUGAAAGUAUUCUUUACCACUGAAGAAGCCAGCUGGUUUCGAGAAACAGAAAUCUACCAAACUGUGCUAAUGCGCCAUGAAAACAUACUUGGUUUCAUAGCGGCAGACAUUAAAGGUACAGGUUCCUGGACUCAGCUCUAUUUGAUUACUGAUUACCAUGAAAAUGGAUCUCUCUAUGACUUCCUGAAAUGUGCUACACUGGACACCAGAGCCCUGCUUAAAUUGGCUUAUUCAGCUGCCUGUGGUCUGUGCCACCUGCACACAGAAAUUUAUGGCACCCAAGGAAAGCCCGCAAUUGCUCAUCGAGACCUAAAGAGCAAAAACAUCCUCAUCAAGAAAAAUGGGAGUUGCUGCAUUGCUGACCUGGGCCUUGCUGUUAAAUUCAACAGCGACACAAAUGAAGUUGAUGUGCCCUUGAAUACCAGGGUGGGCACCAAACGCUACAUGGCUCCAGAAGUGCUGGACGAAAGCCUGAAUAAAAACCACUUCCAGCCGUACAUCAUGGCUGACAUCUACAGCUUCGGCCUGAUCAUUUGGGAGAUGGCUCGUCGUUGUAUCACAGGAGGGAUCGUGGAAGAGUACCAAUUGCCAUAUUACAACAUGGUACCGAGUGAUCCGUCAUACGAAGAUAUGCGUGAGGUUGUGUGUGUCAAACGUUUGCGGCCAAUUGUGUCUAAUCGGUGGAACAGUGAUGAAUGUCUACGAGCAGUUUUGAAGCUAAUGUCAGAAUGCUGGGCCCACAAUCCAGCCUCCAGACUCACAGCAUUGAGAAUUAAGAAGACGCUUGCCAAGAUGGUUGAAUCCCAAGAUGUAAAAAUCUGACGGUUAAACCAUCGGAGGAGAAACUCUAGACUGCAAGAACUGUUUUUACCCAUGGCAUGGGUGGAAUUAGAGUGGAAUAAGGAUGUUAACGUGGUUCUCAGACUCUUUCUUCACUACGUGUUCACAGGCUGCUAAUAUUAAACCUUUCAGUACUCUUAUUAGAAUACAAGCUGGGAACUUCUAAACACUUCAUUCUUUAUAUAUGGACAGCUUUAUUUUAAAUGUGGUUUUUGAUGCCUUUUUUUAAAUGGGUUUUUAUGAACUGCAUCAAGACUUCAAUCCUGAUUAGUGUCUCCAGUCAAGCUCUGGGUACUGAAUUGCCUGUUCAUAAAAUGGUGCUUUCUGUGAAAGCCUUAAGAAGAUAAAUGAGUGUAGCAGAGAUGGAGAAAUAGACUUUGCCUUUUACCUGAGACAUUCAGUUCGUUUGUAUUCUACCUUUGUAAAACAGCCUAUAGAUGAUGAUGUGUUUGGGAUACUGCUUAGUUUAUGAUAGUUUGUCCUGCCUCCUUAGUGAUGUGUGUGUGUCUCCAUGCACAUGCACGCCAGGAUUCCUCUGCUGCCAUUUGAAUUAGAAGAAAAUAAUUUAUAUGCAUGCACAAGAAGAUAUUGGUGGCCGGUGGUUUUGUGCUUUAAAAAUGCAAUAUCUGACCAAGAUUCGCCAAUCUCAUACAAGCCAUUUACCUUGCAAGUGAGAUAGCUUCCCCACCAGCUUUAUUUUUUAACAUGAAAGCUGAUGCCAAGGCCAAAAGAAGUUUAAAGCAUCUGUAAAUUUGGAUUGUUUUCCUUCAAUCACCAUUUUUUUGUGGUUAUUAUUUUUGUCAUGGAAAGCAUCCUCUCCAAAGUUGGAGCUUCUAAUGCCAUGAACCAUGCUUACAAAGAAAGCACUUCUUAUUGAAGUGAAUUCCUGCAUUUGAUAGCAAUGUAAGUGCCUAUAACCGUGUUCUGUAUUCUUUAUUCUCAGCAACUUUUAAAAGGGAAGUUAUUUAUAUUUUGUGUAUAAUGUGCUUUAUUUGCAAAUCACCCACUCCUUUACAACCAUACUUUAUAUAUGUACAUACAUUCAUACUGUAGAAACCAGCUCAUGUGUACCUCACAUCCCAUCCUUAAGAGAAGAAAUGUUAUAAAGUAGAACUAAAUAUGAAUUUUCAGAAUUAAUGCAUUCAAAGUAAUAUAUCAAAUCCAGGACUUUGUUAACUUCAGCCAAAAACUUCAUUAGGGUAAUAUCAUCUCAAUUUUUUCAAAUGAAAGGAUUCUCUAAUUAGAAAUUUAUAUGUCAGAGCUGUUAUAAAUUUAUCAACUGUUAAAUAUGUUUUGGACAUCUAAAUCAUUUGAGAUUUUUGGUUUUUUGAUUUCUGUUCCCUAACUUGUGAAGACAAUGAAAAAUCAGGCAGAAAUAUUUAGUAUCUAGUCAGUAUCUGUAGCUACACUGUAAAACUGUUCUUCAAUAAAAUGGUUCAUAUUUUAUAGAUGCCUUGUUAUCUCAAGAAAUCUGGUUUACAUAAACUUAUACUUCUUUAAUGCCUUUUAAAUAUUAAUCUAUUCUGAGCAAACAACUCAUGAGUACAUCAAGUGAGAUAGUUUUAUUUGAUUAUAACAUAAAAUAAAUGUGAUUAUAUCACAACAUCAUCAAAAAGGUUUAAAUUAAACGGCAGGAAAUCAGCAUAUGUCUACCCAUUACCAAAAUUUGACUGUCAUUUAAGGUUAAAACUUACAAAUUUGUCUGCACAUCAAAUUUCACAAAUUUGAAACUUGCCUUAACCAUUUUGAUUAAUAAGUUUCAUCUACCAUAAUUAAAGUCUGAAGUGUUCAUCAAGAUAAGUAAAUUUGCAUAUGGAUAAUACCCAAUAACUUGCUUUUUCAGAAUUUUUCCCCGUAUGUAUACUGAGAAAUACAAAUAUUUUAAUCUGAGUUUCCGUAUGAUAUGAUUGCACUUAGAACACCCAAUUUACUUAAAUCUUGGUUUACUUUUGACUUGAUACCAUAAAUCUUUAAAGUCAUUUGUCAUCUUAAUAAAAAUAUAAAGACAGGCAAAGUUUAUUGCAAAUGUACAAAUGGUAUGUGGAAGCAAAAAAUUACAGCCAGUAUAUGAGGCCACUAUUACGGUUUUUUAAAAUUAAUUUGGUCUAGUAAAAGUGAUAUCAAGAGUUAAUCUUAGAAACUUGCUCAGUAAAAAACAUUUUCUAGUAUAACAUGUUCUUUAAAAAGCAAAUGCUGCCAUCUUUGGAAUCUUAAUCUAAAAAUGGGGCCAGGCGUGUGGAUCACAAGGUCAGGAGUUCAAGACUAGCUUGGCCAACAUGGUGAAACCCCAUCUCUACUAAAAAUAAAAAACUCAGCCAGGCAUGGUGGCGGGUGCCUGUAAUCCCAGCUACUCGGGAGGCUGAAGCAGGAGAAUCGCUUGAAACCAGAAGGUUGAAGUUGCAGUGAGCCAAGAUCGUGCCACUGCACUCCAGCCUGGGCAAAAGAGCGAAACUCCAUCUCAAACAAAUAACAAAAAACAAAAAUGUUGCAUUAAACUUAGUUUUUGUCUCUCCUUUCCACUCUUAUUCUUAAAUUUGAAGCUCGUCGAGUAAGUGAAAUAUUUGAAGAAUAUGAUAGGCCAGCAAGAAGAAGUAUUAUGUAGUACCAUAGUUAGUAAAUUUGUAAAACCUUGGAAGCCAUUAUUUGGUCCCACUUGUAAUUUAGUGUUUUUAAAGUGUGUAGCUUCAUUCAGAUAGCUCUUUAAAUAAUUAAAAUAUAAAAGCAAACAACCCAAACUACCUGACUAUAAACAGGAAAAGUUAACCCUCAAAGAGAGUUCUCCUUGUGAAUUCUCUUUAUGCUGGCAAAUAGCUGUAGGAUUAAAGGCAUAUUAGGGUUUCCUUCAGUUUGUUUAUUCUAAGCUUUUACUGUGCUUUCUUACUGAACAAGUUUCUGAUGUAUAAAACUUGCAUCCGAUUUCUUUGGAAAUAUUUUCACAAAAGUUAUUUUAAUCAGUAUUUUACAUUGCCUUUCCAGUGUCCAGAAGUGUUUCUAAACUUAGAAAGUGACCUAUAGUUUUUUAAAAUUGUUUUCCUAGGAUGUGCCAAAUUUUGAUUUACUCUAACAGUCAGUACUUUUCUUCAGAUGCUUUGUUCUGUUUAGAACAAAAAUGCACUAUAGUUUUUAAAGAAUCAUGCAUCUUUGAGUUGUCCCAGGAUCAAAUUUGAUAUUGAAUAAUUUAUUCCAGGGCAGCUUUCAUAAACAUACUUCAUAGAUGUUGUUUUGAAAUGUUUCUAAAUAUCUAAAAUCAUUUCAACAGCAGAAAUGAUUUUUAUUUUAACAGAAGAUUAUGAUAGCCCUCGUAGUGUUUAAAAGUGGUCAUAUUGAUUACUUACUUGGAGUCCGGUGUUGAAAUAGCAGUGCCACAGCUCGUCUCUUGCGUCGGUGCUGCUGUGAGAGUCACAGUGGAGACUGCAGGGAGGAGGUGUGUUCCUAAGAACCAAAAUCCAGCGCAGCAUCCUGUGAAGCCACAUGUAAUGAUGGUCCCGUAAGGAAAGUAUGUGAAUAUGGCUCUUGUAAAGGAUUAACUAUUGUAAUUUUAGCUUAUGCUCUGUAUUCUGUUUUCUGUGGAAUUAUUUAAGCCCUUUUAGUGACCUUUGUCCUGGCCCAUUUAAAAACUAAAAUGUAGUAUAUAUUGUAUAAGAUGGAAAUAUCAUUAUUGCUUCAUUAGGGAAAACUGUACAUAGGCAUUGAAAGAAGGGUAAAAGCAAGCAGUUUUAUCAGGCAAUUGUAAAACACCAAAAAUAUAGAUUCGUCUUUGACAUGUAACACACUAAAUGUAUUUUGUACAGCAUCGGGUUUAAAAGGUGCCUUACUAAGUUUACCAUUACUUGCUUUGUUCUAUAUACAGAUUAUGUCCAAUGUAUCAUUUUGAAGUAAAUAACCUUAUUUUAGUA
Molecule: messenger RNA, 6307 nt
Organism: Nomascus leucogenys (northern white-cheeked gibbon)
Lineage: Eukaryota; Metazoa; Chordata; Mammalia; Primates; Hylobatidae
Gene: BMPR1A
Product: bone morphogenetic protein receptor type 1A
Exons: 14
Coding region: 795-2393 (532 amino acids)
Biological process (GO): dorsal/ventral pattern formation; BMP signaling pathway; protein phosphorylation
Cellular component (GO): plasma membrane; signaling receptor complex
Molecular function (GO): SMAD binding; transforming growth factor beta receptor activity, type I; ATP binding
Source: RefSeq, a predicted model, not a curated record